GGUUGUAUUCCCCCAUUUGGCUACCAGCUCUCUCUCAUCAAACAUUCCUUUCUAUCAACUCUUUCCAUCUCUUUCUCUCUGCCAAUCCAUCUCACAAUUUGGUUUGGUUCUUCUCAAAGUCCAAAGCUUUGUCUCUCCAAGCUCUCAUUUUGGGUUGGAGAAAGACCAUUCACUCUUCUUCUUCUUCUUCUUCUUCUUCUUGCUGGAAAGCUGGAAAGGGAGUUCAUUGCAAGGAUGACAGUGGAGGAGAGGAAGGGAGGAAACAUGGCGAGGGAAUUAGCCCAGAGAGACCAGUUUCCUGUUGGAAUGCGUGUCCUCGCCGUCGAUGAUGAUCCCACUUGUUUGAAGAUGCUGGAAGGCCUCCUCCGUAGAUGCCAGUAUCAUGUGACUAUAACUGGACAGGCGGUCAUGGCUUUGAAGCUGUUGAGGGAGAACAAGGACAAGUUUGAUCUGGUGAUCAGUGAUGUUCACAUGCCAGACAUGGAUGGAUUCAAGCUUUUGGAGCUUGUGGGACUAGAAAUGGACCUCCCUGUUAUUAUGAUGUCUGCGAAUGGUGAGACCUCGGCGGUGAUGAAGGGGAUAACGCAUGGUGCUUGCGACUAUCUGUUGAAGCCUGUUCGGUUAGAGGAGCUCAAGAACAUAUGGCAACAUGUUGUUCGGAGGAGGAAAAUUGAUCCCAAAGAUCACACUGGCUUUGAUAAUGCGGAUGACUGUGAGAAGAACAGUGUUGCAAAUGCUGAGAGUGGGCAGUGUGCUGUUUCCAGUGGAUCAUCUGAUCGAAAUGGAAGGAUUAACAGAAAGAGGAAGGAUCAGAGUGAAGAUGAUGAAGAUGAUCUUGAUGAGAACGGUAAUGAGAAUGAAGAUCCAUCCUCCCAAAAAAAGCCGAGAGUUGUUUGGUCUGUGGAGCUUCACCGUAAAUUUGUUGCUGCUGUUAAUCAGCUGGGCAUUGAAAAGGCUGUACCAAAGAGAAUACUUGAUUUGAUGAAUGUAGAAAGACUCACAAGAGAAAAUGUUGCCAGCCAUCUGCAGAAGUAUAGGCUCUACCUGAAAAGACUCAGUGCUGUGGCAAGCCAACAAGCUAACAUGGUUGCCGCUUUGGGAGGUAGAGACCCGUCUUAUCUACCGAUGGGUUCAUUGAAUGGAUUUGGAAACUAUCAUGCACUUGUGGGGUCUGGCCAGCUACCUGGUCUUACCACUUUCCAACCAAAUGGGAUUCUGAACAGACCAAACUAUACAACUGGAUUUGGACUGCGGAACCUUGCUCCAUCUGGGAUGGUUCAAUUUAGCCGUACUCAAAGCGAUGUAAGCAGUUCCCUUACUGAUCUUGGUAAGAUCCAAUGUGUUAAUCUUCCAGGAAAUCCACACGGGAAUGUGCUUCAAGGGAUGCCUGCAUCUUUGGGAUUAGACCAAUUGCAGCAGCAUAAGGUGUCACAGGAUGCAAAUAAAUGUAUUUCUGGUGGUUUUUCUGGUACUGGGCUGCCUGGUGUCAACUCCACCAACUCAUUCAUCACCGUAUCUAAUGCUCCGCUGUUAUUACAAUCUCAACAACAGCAUGCUCAGUCCAGUGCAGUCAGUAAUCAAUUUUCUAUAAAUGUCCCUUCCUUGAGCUCAGACCUAUUUGAUACAACUGUUGGAUCGUCACACUUGUGCGACAUCAGUAGAUGUAAUGAUACCUGGCAAGAUGCUGUUCCAUUAACCAGGCAUCCGAAUAAUAGUUCGUCUGUGGUUGCUCCCUUCAGCAAUGGUGGCUUAACUCAAAAUACUAUGGCAGAGAAUGUUACCUCGAUGGUGUCACAUAUGGAUGGAAAUCAUCAUGAUGCAUCUUCCAGCGGUGUUACUGCUGUACCUCUUCAUGAUUCGUUGGUCGGAACAGACAUGCAAUUCCAGGCAAGCACCCUUGGUGGUAACAUGAUGAUUACUUCAGCUGGUUCUCUUGAAGACUCCAAGUACUUGAACUUCAGAAGUCUAAGCAAACCUAAGCAAGAAUAUGAGAAUCAAAAUCUGGACCACACCCACAAACUCAACCUCCUCGCUGGAUCCCCCUUGAGCUCUUCAUUGCAGAAUCCUUCAGUUAUCAGUCUUCCUGAGAAUCAAAAUUUAAAUAACGAACUUUGUGGCGCGAAGACGAAAAUGAGUAUGAUUGAUCAGACAAAUCCUGGUGCUCUAUUUUUCCCACAAAACAGGAUUAGUAAGCCCGCUGCUGAUGUACUGCUUAAAGAAGAGUAUAUUUCGGACUUUUCUGGGCUUCAAGGAGGGUUUAGCACGAAAGAUUGCAUAUUGGAUGAUAUAGUGAAUGCUGCCAUGAAACCGGAUCGGGAUGAUUUUGCAUUAAUCGACGGUACCAUGAGAUGUGAAAUGUUUUCUCUUGAUGCUUGUUUCUGAAAAUCUUCGAUCCAAUGUUCCUUCAGGCAAUGCUGAGCAAUUAUCAACUUCUCGUGGAGUUUGUAUCAGUAUAUACUUAGCUUUUUAAUUCGAAGAAAGAAUGAAGUCUUGUUUCCUCUACUAGCUUUGUGAUCAUAUAUCUUCUCUAGAGUGAUUAAUGUGGAGUUUUAACUAAAAGUCUCAUUUGGGUUGUUCUCUUUUCUUAUUUCUUAUUUCCUUUUUCUUUUUAAAUUAACUUGGAAUUAUGGAUGUAACUGAGUGGAAUUAACAUCUGUUUUUCUUAGUAA
Dioscorea cayenensis subsp. rotundata (Guinea yam) is the source of this 2669-nucleotide messenger RNA. RefSeq names its product two-component response regulator ORR22. Lineage: Eukaryota; Viridiplantae; Streptophyta; Magnoliopsida; Dioscoreales; Dioscoreaceae. Gene Ontology annotation, biological process: phosphorelay signal transduction system; cytokinin-activated signaling pathway. The coding region runs from base 235 to 2382 and encodes 715 amino acids. The transcript has 6 exons. Gene Ontology annotation, molecular function: DNA binding; DNA-binding transcription factor activity. The record is from RefSeq and is a predicted model, not a curated record.